AUGUGACACGUCGUGUUUGUGAAAAAAUUCAAUUUAUUUUCAACAAAAAAAAUAUAAAUCCGGUUGCGAGGAUGACGGCCUUGUUGGAGAUUUUCGUAAAGGGGAAGGCGAAGAAUGUGGCUGUGGAUGUGGCGUUCCCAGUCACAUCGGAGGAAGACCUGGUGGCUUUAGACCAGAGCAUAAGCUCAGGGUCCCAAGAACGCUACAUGGAAGCAAUAACAAAAAUUUCAAAAAGCAACAAUUUGUCAAAGGCAAUAAAGGGCGUAUUGUCAGAAACGCUGUUGUGCGCCUACAACAUAGACGGCCUAAACGGGAAAAAGUCAUUAAAAGCAUUUCCCAAAUUCUUUUCCGUUCUGAUUGAUAGCAUAAGCACAUUAGAAGGCCAGCAGCCAGGAGAGAAGGCCUUGGCCCACGCACUGGCAUGUGUUAAAAAUAAUGCAAACAAAACAAGAGAGAACGCUAUAGUCGAGUUCCCCGACUAU
Drosophila teissieri is the source of this 482-nucleotide messenger RNA. RefSeq lists its product as uncharacterized. The transcript has 4 exons. The annotation marks the transcript as partial. The record is from RefSeq and is a predicted model, not a curated record. NCBI's taxonomy places the organism in Eukaryota, Metazoa, Arthropoda, Insecta, Diptera, Drosophilidae.